Messenger RNA from Penicillium antarcticum, 1263 nucleotides. RefSeq names its product rRNA-binding endoribonuclease. Gene Ontology annotation, molecular function: RNA endonuclease activity. The coding region runs from base 1 to 1263 and encodes 420 amino acids. The transcript has 2 exons. Gene Ontology annotation, biological process: maturation of SSU-rRNA; ribosomal small subunit biogenesis. The record is from RefSeq and is a predicted model, not a curated record. NCBI's taxonomy places the organism in Eukaryota, Fungi, Ascomycota, Eurotiomycetes, Eurotiales, Aspergillaceae. Gene Ontology annotation, cellular component: preribosome, small subunit precursor.
AUGGCGGAGACUACGAACACAGUCACCAAGCCGGUCCACACAAUCGUGUUGGACGCGGGUCCGAUUCUCAAAAAUACCCCGCCACUUUCAACCCUCCUAGCGCAAUGUGAGGAAAUUAUCACCACACCCUCCGUGGUGGGCGAAAUCCGCGACCCCGAUGCCCGCGCACGUGUCGAGACCCUCUACCUACCCUUCUUGAAGCAGCGCACACCCACACCACACAGCUUCAACGUUAUCAGUGAAUUCGCUCGCAAGACUGGUGACCGAACUGUGCUCAGUCGAGUCGAUAUUGAGAUCCUCGCUCUUGCAUACGAACUCGAGUGUGAGAAGAACGAAGGAGAUUGGCGGUUGCGAAGUGUCCCCGGACAGAAGAAGAUCAAUGGCAAGCCUCCUGUGAAGGAAGAGCCCAAGGAAGAACCCGCGGAAGAGUCUAAGGAAGCCCAACCCGAGUCCGAAUCUGCGGAUGUGGAGGCUAUUGCAGAGGGCGUGAAGGAGGCCGUCAUUGAGGAGAGUCAAGAAAAGCCUAAGGAGGAGGAGACCGUCCCCGCCUCCAACGAGGACGUCGAGAUUGUUGCCGCUGAAGAACAAGACCCAGACGAGCCUGCGGAUGAAGCCGAUUCCGACGGCGGCGAGUGGAUUACACCCACCAACUAUAAGAAGCGCCUGGCUCAGGAUGAGUCCGGAUCUGCGUCUCUUGCGGCUGCGCCGAAGACGAUGCAAGUUGCGACCAUGACCACUGAUUUCGCCUGUCAAAACGUUCUUCUCCAGAUGAACCUUAACCUUCUGUCUACUACUACCCUGCAGAAGGUUCAGCACCUCAAGACCUUCAUCAAGCGCUGCCACGGCUGUUUCUUGACCACCAAGGAUAUGACCAAGCAGUUCUGCCCUCGCUGCGGCAAGGACACCCUUACCCGUGUCUCUUGCACCACCACUGCCAAUGGCCAAUUCACAAUGCACCUCAAGAAGAACAUGCAGUGGAACAACCGCGGUAACGUAUACAGCGUCCCCAAGCCCAUCGCAGGCAGUGCGAACGGCAAGUGGAAGGGCGGCGGUGGCAAGGGAGGUUGGGGCACGGAGCUCGUCCUUGCUGAGGACCAGAAGGAAUUCGUCCGUGCCAACGCUGAAGAAGAGCGCCGGCAGCGCCGUGAGCGCGAUCUCAUGGACGAGGAUUACCUUCCUGGCAUCCUGACCGGCGAGCGCAACAAGACUGGCGGCCGUACCAAGGUCGGCGCCGGCCGCAACGUCAACUCUAGAAAGCGCUAA